AUGAGUCAAUCAAAUAAAAAAAUUACCAAAGCCAAAAUAGAAGGCAUAAAGAAAGAUGACCUGGAUGUAUUUAAGAGUUCCUUAAUACCCUUUAAUGCCACAGUAGAAAAAUACAGUGAAAAUGAUGAAUCAGCCACAGUAUUAUUCAAGGGGGGCAUAGAAAAAAAGCAUCUCGAUGGAAUUGGGAGCUAUACAAUUAAGCCCAUGGAAUACGAAGGAGAUUCUAGCGAUCAGAAUCUGAGAAAACGAAACGCAAAUAUAAUUUGUGAUCGAAUAGUAGUAGACGAGCAUGACAUCAUUAAAUUUUUUUUGAACACCAAGCUAAUCGCUCCCGUGAUAUUUGUCCUUUUGAGUCUGCUGAUAUUUUUUUCCAUUUUUUGA
Plasmodium gonderi is the source of this 381-nucleotide messenger RNA. RefSeq lists its product as hypothetical. The record is from RefSeq and is a predicted model, not a curated record. Lineage: Eukaryota; Apicomplexa; Aconoidasida; Haemosporida; Plasmodiidae. The transcript is spliced from 5 exons. The coding region runs from base 1 to 381 and encodes 126 amino acids.